Penicillium waksmanii is the source of this 1695-nucleotide messenger RNA. Its product is annotated as RAD52 DNA repair protein RADC. The record is from RefSeq and is a predicted model, not a curated record. Lineage: Eukaryota; Fungi; Ascomycota; Eurotiomycetes; Eurotiales; Aspergillaceae. Bases 1 to 1695 code for a protein of 564 amino acids. Gene Ontology annotation, biological process: DNA recombinase assembly; double-strand break repair via homologous recombination; double-strand break repair via single-strand annealing. Gene Ontology annotation, cellular component: nucleus. The transcript is spliced from 6 exons.
AUGGACUCGGCCUCUGAUCGAUUUGACCCUAGUGUUGGCGACCAACAUCGCGGUGGACCCGCAUCCGUCGGGAUGCCAAACGCCCCUUCCACCACCGCGAACCCCUUCGACGAACCCCAGCGCCGCAUGAGCGAGUACACAGCACAAGAUAUUGCUACCCUUCAAGCGCGACUGGACAAGAAGCUGGGCCCAGAAUACAUCUCCAAUCGACCAGGUGCCGGUGGCCAGAAAGUACAUUAUCUUUCUGCCGACAAGUGUAUCAACCUCGCCAAUGAGGUUUUUGGAUUCAAUGGCUGGUCCAGUUCAAUCCAGAAGAUCGACAUUGACUUUAUUGAUGAGAACCAAAACAGUGGUCGGGUCACCAUGGGGUUGUCGGUUGUUAUGAGGGUCACACUUAAAGAUGGAACGUAUCACGAAGAUAUCGGUUAUGGUCACAUCGAGAAUGCGAAAGGCAAAGCGGCAGCCUUCGAGAAAUCAAAGAAAGAAGCAACAACAGACGCCUUGAAACGUUCACUUAGAAACUUCGGAAACGUGCUCGGUAACUGUGUUUAUGACAAGGACUACCUUGCAAAGGUCACUAAAGUGAAGUCUGCACCGGCCAGAUUUGACAUUGAGGACCUUCACCGACACCGGGAUUUUGUACCCAAGCCCCAAGCGCCUCCCGCAAAACGAAGUAGCAAAGCAGUGGCAAGCGCUAGCUUCGACGGGGAUGGUGAAUUUGGCAGUGAUCUCUUUGAUGAAGCUGAUUUCGCUGUGGGAACGACGGGCAAUCCCGACGAGAUAAUAAUAGAAGCAGAAGCUCAACAGCAGCCGCCAACCCCUAUGAAUCGCCCGCAACCUCCGAGAGGACCUCCAGCAGGACGAUUUGAUAACACUGUUACGCCAUCGAAGCCAGAGAGGUGGAAUCCGGGGAACCAAGUCGCCAGACAACCCUUGCCCCCAAAUGGCCGACCCAACCCCUCAGCUAUACCUGCUCAAGGCCGACCUAUGCCCCCGAAUGGACUUCCUAACAAUGUGCCAAAUUCGAGACCCGGGGGCCCGCCUCAAGUACUCCCUACCCCUGGCACCGAUGUUCAAAACCCUAACGGGCUGCCAUCUGUAAAAACGGAACCUACGGCAGGAUUAAACCAAGACCAACAGCCACCAACCGGGACUCAAUCGGUGGGAUUCUUUUCGGCCCGUGUAGCAGACAUGCUGCGUGAUAACCCCAAUGCUGGCCCUGCCCCCGGAAGCCAAUUCGAUCCCCAUGCCGAGAGUCCAUCCAUCCGGAAGACGGCUGGCGUGGAUCAUACCAAGAGCGUGCCUAUCUCUAGGCCGAUGCUGUCCAAUGCCUCUCCUGCACCCAACAACUCCCGAGAUUUCGUCAACCCUGCCACUGACUUUCAACGGCGAGUCGGUGCUCCUGGAGGUGUCGCGGGCGGAGUUGGCAGUCCCUUAUCCAGAGGUCCAUCGACCUCGACAUUUCGACCAUUGACCCGAGCCACCCCCAACGCCGCGGCCAUGAACCGAGUGAAUGUACCGCCACAAAAUAUGAACGGAAAGCGACCACCUCUGAGUGACGUUACCAACGCUUCACCCGGUGCCAAUAAUCCAACUGCCGCCCCUCAGGCUGCGAGUCCCACCGAUUCUAAGCGACCUCGAGUGUCCGACGUUGGACAACAACAGCCGCCGCCGCCGCCUCCGGCCCCAAAGUGA